AUGCAAACCGAAACCCGGGCGCUCCCAAAAACUACCAUGGAGGCUCUUCUUGCGGUUGACGAAGCUCCCCCAAAGCAGGCAAUGGCAAGCACCACCCAUAAACUCACCAUGCCAAAGGAAUCCCCUACAAUUGUUGAUAAGCGUCAAGCCCAAAAAUCGGCACUUCUUGUAGCCCCUUUGAAGAUGACGGCCCGACGCUCCGAGUAUCUCAAGUCAGAAUUGAGUAAUUCAUAUGUCAACAUCCAAAGAGAUGAAGAGUAUCCUGAAAUUUCUAUAAUUGUCCCAUCGUCUCAUAAGCCGGUAACCCAGAACGUCAAUGAAGAGCCGCCUCUAUUGAACCGAAGAAGUUCCCGGAUUCAAGCGGAGAACAUAUCAGCUAUAGAAGUUGUAGAAGCACCUCUUAGCCCACGAUAUAUGCAAAGUGGCUCGUUCGCUACAACUAAGCAACGUCCCACAAGCCGGAAACGGAGAACCAACCCGCCGCAGGAUGUCUUCCAAGCCCGCGAAGAAGUCGAGAGCCGUCCAAAGGUGCAUCUAUUUAGAAGAAAGACUACUAAAGAUGAUCUCCUUUCUAGAUAUUUUAGUAAUCGAGAUAUAAAAUUUUUAGUAGAUAAUGCCGAGUCAAUGAGUCAAUAUUGGUAUAAUGCAAAGUAUCUACUCGAGACUCUCAUACUAAAAGCGAUGGGCCAAGACGACAAUGGAAUGGACCUCUCUUUCACUUUCUGA
Pseudogymnoascus destructans is the source of this 726-nucleotide messenger RNA. RefSeq lists its product as uncharacterized. The record is from RefSeq and is a predicted model, not a curated record. NCBI's taxonomy places the organism in Eukaryota, Fungi, Ascomycota, Leotiomycetes, Thelebolales, Thelebolaceae. Bases 1 to 726 code for a protein of 241 amino acids. The transcript is spliced from 2 exons.